This is a messenger RNA of Gadus chalcogrammus (walleye pollock), 3465 nucleotides long. It is a transcript of the gene rnft1, whose product is annotated as ring finger protein, transmembrane 1. Gene Ontology annotation, molecular function: ubiquitin protein ligase activity. Gene Ontology annotation, biological process: positive regulation of ERAD pathway. The record is from RefSeq and is a predicted model, not a curated record. The coding region runs from base 149 to 1420 and encodes 423 amino acids. The transcript has 9 exons. Lineage: Eukaryota; Metazoa; Chordata; Actinopteri; Gadiformes; Gadidae. Gene Ontology annotation, cellular component: endoplasmic reticulum.
CUCUUGCUUGCCUGUAUUUACGUUACGGUCCCACUGUCCGAUUAGCCAAUGGCUUAGAAAGCAUCAAGAUCGUUUGCUUUUUCUUUAUUUUCCUUUUAUUUCAUUUCUGGAUGUAUACUGUUCAUGAGAUGGCGAUCACCGGCUUACAAUGAAACUCCGGGUUCAAUAUGACGGAUGUGAAAGUAGAAGAGCAUCAAAACUGAAGGAGUCCCAGACGGUGAUGCAGCCCAAUUCCGACGAGCGAGAUGCCCACGCAGGAAACGGUUUGUCCCUAAAUCUGCAACAAGAACAUCUGACCAAAACACAGACCCCCACCGGAGCUCCGGCCCUUGCCGAGAGCGGAGAGGUGCGGGUACACAUGACCGGCGACUCCGGGGAGACCAGUGCAGGGAGUGCCUCAUCUCGGAGGUCCAGAGCCAGCUCCCACAGUCACUCCCAUUCACAUGGACACAGCAGGGCCCAGCACCCCCCGCAUACACAUGAGCCCGAGUCUGCGGAGCCCGACAUGGACUCGGGAGAAACCAGCUCCUCCUUCUCGGAGCUCCGCUACCUCUACCACUGGAUCCAAAAGAGUCUUCCUUUUCUCGUCAUCCUCGGUUCCAAGUUGAUCAUACAACAUGCUCUGGGUUUGGCAGUAGGCGUUGGCCUCUUCAUGACCUUUCUGUAUGUGAAUAAAAGCCUUCAAACCCAGGUCUUUCUUCAGGAUCGUCACUCCAAGCUGCAGUGCUUAUGGCUUCUGUUGUUCAUGACCUUGUCCACCUCCCUCCUGUACUACACCUUCCUCCCAGAGAGCCUUCACUACUGCCUCAUCUUCCUGGGCCCCAGCAUCGAGCCCUUGGGGUUCUGGGAGGUGCUAUGGACCGUCGGUGUCACCAACUUCAUCAUCAAGUUCCUUAUGAUGGGAACCAAGUGCCUUAUUCUGCUGCCACCCUCCUCGCUGCUUUCCUUCAGGAGCCAGGGCCGUUGGCUGAUGCUAACAGAGGAGCUAGGCCAGAUUUACCAGGCCCUGGCCCCGGUGCCCCCGUGGUUCCGCUACCUGGUCACCUACCAGGAGGUGGACGGCAACACAGGCCUCACCCUGGGGGUCCUGCUGGCCCUGGUUUACCUCAUAAUGAAGCUUUUAGGAUUGUACAGCCAGCGGACGGCCAUCACCAAGACUGUGAGGAUAUUCUCCAAGGGCGAGCAUACGGGGAUGCCGGCCAGCAGGAGUCAGUGUAGCGAGGCGGGAGACGUGUGUCCCAUCUGCCAGGGAGAGUACCGGGACCCUCGCUCACUGGUCUGCCAGCAUGUGUUCUGUGACGAGUGCAUCGCGCUGUGGUUCAACCGGGAGAAGAGCUGCCCGCUGUGCCGCACUGUGAUCACAGAGAAGGUGUACAAGUGGAGGGACGGCGCGACCUCCCCUCACCUGCAAAUCUAUUGACUCCUCCCCCAGGGCGGAGACGCUCGCUUUUUAACCCCUCCCACAUAGUUAUCGAUAUGUGUGUUUGCGUGUUUUGAAUGUGUGUUUGGUGCGUGAGCUUUUAUGGCUGACAAUAGACCUUUUUCCCCGGAGACGCCAUUGUAGGAUAAACACGGGUGUCACCCGUACACUGAUUUAGGGUGAGCUACUUUUAUAUCUCAGGGUAUGGAGGGUGGUGGUAGACUUAUCUUUACUAGUUCAGUCUAUGACCUGUGCCUUGCUACAUAAAAUGGUGCAGGCCCAUGCUCAGUGUUAUGAGCGACACCCGUGUUAAUCGGUCACGGCGCCCCUGACAAGAGUCUAUACCCACCGACUGUAACUGACGUCUUAACUGUGUAUCUUGGGGGGGAGGGGACUUGUAGCCAGGAAUAAUAAGGUUUUGAGUUUUAUAAUCCCCCCCCUGUGUCAAUGUGGUUUUCUCAAACAUUGUGUUUUGAUUUUCCUUACGUCCAUUUAGAAAUGUCUACCAUUUCACCAUUAUUAUUAUUUUUUGGUAAAGGGUCAAUAAUGUUGGACAUCUUCUAAAGUGUGUUGAUUUAAUUAUUUGUUAUAUUUACUCCCACCCACCAUUUUUUUUUGAUUAAGUAAUCUUUUACUUAAUCUUUUUUUUUUUUCAUUUGGGGAGAUUGAUCUAUCUUUUUUUCGAAUGACAGAAUUAACCAUGUUACUGUUUGUUUUGCUUCAUGGCAGGAGAGCAUCCACACCUGUUGGCACAUCAGAUGUGUGCAGCAGGAAUUCAGAAUGUAGUAGAAUUUAUAAAUAUAUCGAUUAUAUAUACACUGUAUAUAGUAUAUACACACUAUAAGAUUGGAAUACGAUUACCAUGAGCACGGUUAAGAUCACCCACCCAAAUACAAGAAAGAUUAUGUAUAACUUUGGUUAUUGUUUUGAAUAUUUUCAAUUUUGCUUUGAUUUUCUCAUGUCAAAAAAUAAUACAAGACAUUGAAAUUAGUUUGAUCCAAACAUGAAACUAUUUUUCUAUAGAUGUGAUUUAUAGCCUCCUUUCAUUUCUUAAACCAAAGAUUGUGAGCACCUACUAUUUUAUUACAGUAAAAUACCGAACUCUGUCUCUUUCCUACUUUUUGUCUUACAACCACAAACUACACGAUAAAAAGCUUGCAAUUCAAGAUUUUAUUCAAAUUGUGAUUCAGAGUGCUGUCUUGUUGCAAGAGAGAAAACCUGUACUUCCCAUAUCUUUGCCCUUAAUAUAUAUUAACAUUGGCAAGUACAAUAGGCUUCCAUUUAUCUUAACGUAUUUGACCGGUUUGUUAAAAGUACAGGUUAAUUAUUGAGAUUGCCUGUCUGGAGAUGUUAAUCAGUGUGAUUAAUGUUCUGCCCAGCUCUCGCUGUGUAGCGUGAACCUGCAGAGUCCGACAUGGACUCGGGAGAAACCAGCUCCUCCUUCUCUAAGCUGGUUACGCGCUUACUGCCACGACCCCACUGGUAUAUAGAGACACAUAAGUGGUAGCCAACCACAGCUGGCAGGCAAUUAGCUCCGGCCACGUGAGUAGUGACUCACCUGGGUUCCUGGCGAGCUCUGGUCCUUCUCUCUCUUGUAGGGGAGAUAGCCAAAGCAUUGGGGUGAACGGUAGCUAUCUCGUUCAGUUAUUGCUUUGACAUAUAACAUAGACAAACAAAGACGGCAAAGGGGCGGUCACGUUCCCCGUAGGAAUCCUUAAUUCUGAUGUGGUCCUGCUAUGUGGGUGAAUGGGCUUUACAAAGUCUUAUGAUUUCGGAGUGUAACCACUGGGCACCAUGCUGUCUAUCCAGACACCCUCUUGCUUCUGUGUCGCCAUCUUGGAUCCCUCAGGUGACCAUAAUCAAGGCCCAUCAAGGGAGCCACUCCCACAUUUACCAUGACCACCAGUUACCCACCAGCUUAACAUUACCAAACAGUAGGAUCGUGACAUUCCUCCCCCCAUAAGCAAAACAAAAACACAACAAUUAUUUAUUUAUUUUUCACCUGUCCUUUUGUGUUUUUUUUUUCUAAUCUUAUAUUUCAUUUU